AUGCGCAACAAAAUUAGCAUAGAGGUGCAGUUUCAACACAUGUAUAUCCACGAGAAGUUCAGGGAAGUUCAAACACAAUUCAGAGAAAAGGUGAAUUACAUCGCAAUAUCAAUGCAUUCCACCCUAGGUUUCACAACAUACGAAGUUGUAGAGCACGUUUCCAACUCAACAUUCAACAAGUUUUUGGUCACCUACGACGCAGUAUCACGAGAGGUAAAGUGCCAGUGCUUGCUGUUUGAGUCAAGGGGCAUACUGUGCCGCCAUUCCCUGAGCAUCCUAAGCUUCGAGCGAGUGGAUAACAUGGCACCGAAAUACAUACUGGAGCGCUGGAGUAAGAACAUAAAGAGGACGGACACACACAUCAAGAGCAGCCAAAAUGAGCCUCUAUUGGAGCCGAGAAGCAAGAGAUCCGAUGAUUUGGUGUUUCAGACACAUAAUAUUUGCAAAUUUACAUCAGAGUCCGAGGAACUAACCAGAAUUCUGCACUGGGCAUUUGACAAUGUCAUGGUUGAGAUGCAAGAAUAUCAAGAGAGAAUAAAAGGAAAAUACUUGUUAUCCCACAAAGAAGCGACGUUGAGCGACGUGAACGACCUUCAAAGCCCACCAUGUGUCAAAACAAGGGGCUGGCCCAAGAGCAGACUUGGAUUAAACCCGGAAAAAGAUCUCUAA
This is a messenger RNA of Arachis duranensis, 669 nucleotides long. RefSeq names its product protein FAR1-RELATED SEQUENCE 6-like. NCBI's taxonomy places the organism in Eukaryota, Viridiplantae, Streptophyta, Magnoliopsida, Fabales, Fabaceae. The transcript has a single exon. Gene Ontology annotation, molecular function: zinc ion binding. The coding region runs from base 1 to 669 and encodes 222 amino acids. The record is from RefSeq and is a predicted model, not a curated record.